This is a messenger RNA of Drosophila subpulchrella, 1960 nucleotides long. RefSeq names its product NEDD8 ultimate buster 1. The transcript has a single exon. Lineage: Eukaryota; Metazoa; Arthropoda; Insecta; Diptera; Drosophilidae. The record is from RefSeq and is a predicted model, not a curated record. The coding region runs from base 53 to 1900 and encodes 615 amino acids. Gene Ontology annotation, biological process: regulation of ubiquitin-dependent protein catabolic process. Gene Ontology annotation, molecular function: protein binding.
UUGUCGUGACAGGUUAAUAAAUUAUUCAGUUCGAAGCAGCAGCAAUCUGAAAAUGUCACAAAUAAACAAUACAUUUUUAAAGCUGCGAGCUCGUUUGCGGGAGCGUGAUAUCAAGUUGUGGGAGGAUCCAUACUAUUUCGAGGGCGUGGGCAGUAUCGAAUCGGAGAUGGAUCGUUUGGCAAGGGACUUGAGUGCAGAACUGAGCAUUGGCAUAUCGGAUUGCCGGAUUGCUCUAAACGAAAUGCAGGAUAGUGCUCUUAGGAAGCUGGAGGCUCGCAAGGAGUUCAAUGACACUGGAUUGGCCACUUUUAAUGUGCGCUGUGUGGACGGCAAAGGUGUCACCUCGAAAAUGAUGGAGAUCAAGUGCUCGCUGGGAGGCUUGGGUUCGGAACUUAAAAAGGAAGUCGCCAAGAAGCUGAAGUUAAAUGAUCCCAAUCAUGUUAAAUGCAUUUCCAAGGGUCGCAUUAUCAAAUCCCACAAGACUUUGGCCUCACAGGGCUUGAAAACCAAUCAACAGCUUAUGGUGAUACUAGGAGGUGAAAACAAGGGUCAGAAGCUGCAUGAACGUAUCCAGAGAAUUCGUGCUGAUGUGGAGAUAAUUGCCGAUGCCGAUCAUCGUUUUAUGGAAAUGGAGGAUCAAGAUGGACGUCCGAUAUUUCUGCCACCCGAUGAAAAUCGAUCUCUAUUGAUGGCCAUGAGCAUGUACGAAGCCUCCAGAGCUGCCAUACGCAGGGAACACUUCGAUGAGGCCCUACUUUUACUUCUCGAGGCCGAUGAACUCUUCUCCCGUUGCAACUCGAACAUUCUGGAAGCGGUGGAUAACUAUGCUCUCAUAAAUCUGGACAUUGUUUGGUGUUAUCUUUGCCUGAAGAGUAUCACCCAGUUACCGGAUGCCCAGAGGCGUUUGGAAAUUUGCGAGAGAAGCUUUUUCAAGAGUUACGGCGAGCAGUUUAGUCGUUUAUAUUCGAUGAAAGGUACCAGUUGUCCAGAAAGAGCUUUAAUUAUGCGCCUUCAUCUCCUACAAGGUGUUCUCUUUUUUCACCAAAAUCGCCGCGAUGAGGCCUAUGAGAAAUUGGAAGAGGCUACCAAGGAUUUGGAUGAGUUAAGGGUCAAUGAAUAUCAGCUUACGACACUAAUGGAAAUGGGAUUUAAGGAAUCGGAUGCUCGUUUGGCUUUAAGAUCCUGUGCUGGCAAUGUGGAUAGAGCCAUACAGUUUAUUCAGGAACGUGUGGAGAAAAUCACUGAAGAACGCAAGAACUCGGCUCCAGCGAAGCGGGUAAAUCUAGAAAUGCGUGAGGCGAAUUCUGGUGGAGAAUGGGUGGAUCCCCGUAGUGUUUGCAGACUCAUGGAGAUGGGAUACGAAAGGCGUUUGGUUGUGGAGGCCUUGAAGAGAACCGAAAAUAAUCUAGAUCGCAGUUUGGAUCUUCUACAGCGCCAUUCCGAUGAUCUUAGGGCCAAUUUACCCGCAACACCUCCAGUCGAUGAAUCUCUACUUUCUACUCUUCAACAACUUGGUUUCCCAGCCUCAUCCGCUCAAGCUGCUUUGGAAACCACUGAUAAUGAUUUUCGUAAAUCCAUAGAAUUCCUAUUGAAAAGUUUCGUCAGCGAGGAUGAACUACUAGGUGUUAUUGAAGCCAUGACUAAGUUACUAGAAGAUCUCGGACCUUCGGGUUCCAAUAGAGAAAAUAACAAUAACUCCACUCCUUUGGUAAACCUAUCUACCAGCAAGAUAAACUUGAUCAAGUCGGUUCUUAGCCAGGCAAAGUCAGAGAUGGAAUCGUACAAGGCAUUCAAAAGAGUCAACGACGAGUUCUCCGAAAUCAAUUCUCACUAUUUGGACAUGAAGCUAGUGCAGGAAGAGCAAGUCCUGAUCGAGUAUAGAAGUCUGCUGGAGCGUUGAUUUCUUUAUACACAGAAAUUAUGUAAAUUUUGGAAUUUUCCAAAAUAUUUUUAAUCGCAA